CGGCUGAGGGGAGGGUAACAUUUGUGAAUGGCUUCAAACUGAUUGAGACAAGGAAGGGUUUAUAAUGUUUUAUCAGCACUUUAGCAGAUGUUGUUUUUAUUUGAUGUGACAUUGUUCAGGACUGGAUUGUAACGGGGGAAACGAUGUCGGACGCUGAAGGUGCUCGCAGUGCAGACCAGCUGAAUAAAUUCAAGAGGUUGACAGGCAGGCCGCCGCACGGUGAGACGUUAGCAGGUCAUCGUAAUCCCCCUGCACGCAGCGGACAUCGCUGUGUUGCUGACAACACUAACCUGUAUGUGUUUGGAGGAUACAACCCUGACUAUGAUGAGUCUGGCGGCUCAGAGAAUGAAGACUAUCCACUGUUCAGGGAGCUUUGGAGGUACCACUUCGCCACAGGCUGCUGGCAGCAGAUUCGAACAGAGGGCUACAUGCCCACAGAGCUGGCAUCUAUGUCAGCUGUUUUGCACGGGAACAACCUCCUGGUGUUUGGCGGCACUGGGAUCCCAUUUGGUGAAAAUAAUGGCAAUGACGUUCAUGUUUGUAAUGUGAAGUACAAGCGAUGGUCACUGCUCAACUGUCGGGGGAAGAAGCCCAACAGAAUCUAUGGACAGGCGAUGGUCAUUAUAAAUGGCUUCCUGUACGUAUUUGGAGGGACAACGGGUUACAUAUACAGCACAGACCUGCACAGGCUGGACCUGACCACCAGGGAGUGGAUCCACCUCAAGCCCAACAACCCUCCUGACGACCUGCCUGAGGAACGGUACAGACAUGAAAUAGCACAUGACGGACAGAGGAUCUACAUUCUGGGAGGAGGAACUUCCUGGACAUCUUACCCUCUGGACAAGAUACAUGCAUACAAUCUGGAGACCAAUUCCUGGGAGGAGAUUACAACUAAACCUCAUGACAAAAUAGGAUAUCCUGCUCCUAGGAGAUGCCAUAGCUGCGUGCAAAUCCGAAACGAUGUAUUUAUUUGUGGAGGCUACAACGGGGAGUUGAUAUUAGCUGAUCUGUGGAAGAUUAACCUGCAGACUUUCCAGUGGAGUAAACUACCAGCGGUGAUGCCCGAGCCCGCCUACUUCCACUGUGCUGCUGUCACCCCGGCUGGCUGCAUGUACAUUCACGGUGGUGUAGUGAACAUCCACGAGAACAAGAGAACUGGCUCUCUGUUUAAGAUCUGGCUGGCGGUGCCCAGUCUGCUGGAGCUGUGCUGGGAGAGGCUCCUCAAGGCCUUUCCCCACCUGACAUCACUCUCCACCAUGCAGCUACUCAACCUGGGCCUCACACAGGAACUCAUUGAACGCUUGAAAUAGGCAACACAGUGGAGGACAGACAGAUGAAUGGAUGGGAAGGGCUGGGCUUGGAACGAGAGGAGAUGAGGUCUGACAGAGCACAGAAAUUAUUCCACAGAAAAAUUCUCGGGAAAAUGCCCCCCCCACCCAACCACCCACCACCCCGCCUAACGUAGCCCCGCCUUAAAACCAAAAACAAUGGGAUGCCUUUUUGUUGUUUUAGUCCUUUUUUUUUUUUUUUGCAGUUAGAGUUCUGACACAUACAGAAAAUAAAUGCGGGAUGUUUUAUGGAUUUUACUCAACGCUCCUCCCCUCUCCGCCACCAUCGUUCCUUACAUGUUGCCUUUGUGUCAAACUAAGUAUGAUGUCAGCUUCUCGCCCUUCUGACAGCUGGAAAUACUUUAUUUUGCCAUGUCAUGUUUUCAAAGACUCCCUUCUCCUAAUUUUUAAAAAAAGAAAUAGCCUUCUUCACUACUUUUAAGAAUUCUGUGCAAAGGAAGACUGCAUGCAUAUUUAUUUGAAGGACAAACCGUUUUCUUGAGGUAUUCUCAUCACCUGUUGUUGCUGUUUGCACACUUUGUCUUGCAUAUUUGUCAGCAUUUAAUUAUUUU
Molecule: messenger RNA, 1900 nt
Organism: Scomber scombrus (Atlantic mackerel)
Lineage: Eukaryota; Metazoa; Chordata; Actinopteri; Scombriformes; Scombridae
Gene: klhdc10
Product: kelch domain containing 10
Exons: 9
Coding region: 144-1310 (388 amino acids)
Biological process (GO): positive regulation of stress-activated MAPK cascade
Molecular function (GO): protein binding
Source: RefSeq, a predicted model, not a curated record